Caenorhabditis remanei is the source of this 2331-nucleotide messenger RNA. RefSeq lists its product as uncharacterized. The record is from RefSeq and is a predicted model, not a curated record. Gene Ontology annotation, molecular function: calcium ion binding. The transcript is spliced from 6 exons. The coding region runs from base 1 to 2331 and encodes 776 amino acids. Lineage: Eukaryota; Metazoa; Nematoda; Chromadorea; Rhabditida; Rhabditidae.
AUGAGGUGGGUGCUAUUAGUGCUCCUGCCGUUGAUCGCCUCGGCGGCAACCACAUAUCAACAUCGGCAAACUUAUUCUAGCCUACAAUGCCGAGUCAACGACCCAUUAUCAUGUAAUCAGGCGAAAAGCGAGGUGUGCGUCUUCGUCAACGGCCAAUACCGCUGCGAGUGCCCCGUCGGUGUCUCCCGUCUUCCCGACGGUCGAUGCAUGGUAGUCAACGAAUGUGCCCGACCAUCCCUCAACGCCUGUCACAAAGAUGCUCAAUGCAUCGAUCUGGCUGAAGGAUACACGUGUCGUUGUAACUCCGGAUUCGCCGACACGUCACCAGACAAGGUCAACAAACCAGGACGUCAAUGUCAGAAGACGAUGAACGAGUGUGGAGCCAAGUCGACUUACGGAGUGGACUGUGAUGAGAACGCCGCCUGUGUGGACACUCCAGAAGGAUUCCAAUGUGUAUGUCAACCUGGAUUCGUGGAUGUCUCCACUUCGAUCUCCAAGCUCCCUGGAAGAAAAUGUGUUGAAUCAGUCAACGAGUGCACCAACGGAGAAGCCGACUGCUCCAACAACGCCGACUGCUUCGAUCGUGCCGAUGGGUACGAAUGCAAAUGCCGUCCAGGAUUCGUCGACGCCUCCCCAAAUGUAGACAAGUAUCCAGGACGUGUCUGCAACAAGCCAAAGGCUCCAGAAUACUACGGACAGCAGUCUCGCCAGCCACAAUGUUCCGAGGGAUCAGGAUGCGGACCUAAUGAGGAAUGCAGAUUCAACACUGCGGGAGAGCGUGUUUGCCAGUGUAGACGUGGAAGUGUACAGCAAUCGAAUGGAGUCUGCAAGGUUUUCAGUCAAUGUGAGCAGGCGAACGAGUGUGACAGAAAUGCGUUCUGCUCGAACACCUACGAUGGGCCAAAGUGUCAGUGCAAGGAUGGAUUCCUCGAUGUCUCACCGGAUCCAAUCCGUCUUCCAGGAAGAAAGUGUCAACAAGUGAAGAAUGAAUGUGCCGAUGGAUCACAUGACUGCUCGCAUCAAGCCGAUUGCCAAGACACACCAACCGGAUACAUCUGUACAUGCAAGUCGAAUUGCAUUGAUGUCUCCUCCAGAUACAACUUGCCACCCGGAAGAAAGUGCAGCACUGCCGCCAACCAAUGCUCCGACAAAUCUCUCAACUCCUGCGACGAGAACGCCGACUGCGUGCAACUCCCCGACGGAUACACGUGCAAAUGUUUCGCCGGAUACGUCGACGUCUCCUCCAACGCGAACCUUCCACCCGGAAGAGUGUGCACCCUCUCCACCGCUUGUCCUGCUCAGCCAACAGAUUUGGUUUUCCUGAUUGAUGGAUCCGGAUCGAUUGGAUCAUACGUCUUCCAAACUGAAGUGUUGAGAUUUUUGGCUGAAUUCACCGAACUCUUCGAUAUUGCUCCACAGAAGACACGUGUUUCCGUAGUACAGUAUUCGGAUCAGAUCAGACAUGAAUUCGGAUUGGACAACUAUUCCGACAGAAAAUCUUUGCAAAAUGCCAUCAGAAAUAUCGAGUAUUUGACUGGAUUGACUAGAACCGGAGCCGCCAUUGAGCAUGUCGCAAAUGAGGCAUUCAGUGAGAGACGUGGAGCAAGACCAGUCGGACAGGUUUCCAGAGUUGCUAUUGUUAUCACUGAUGGAAGAUCUCAGGACAACGUGACCCGCCCAUCCGACAACGCCCGCAAACAAGACAUCCAACUCUUCGCUGUCGGUGUCACUAACCACGUCCUCGACGCAGAGCUCGAAGAAAUCUCCGGAGCCAAAGACCGCACAUUCCACGUCUCCGGAUUCGAAGACCUGAAUACCCGCCUCCGUUCAGCCAUCCAACGUGUCGCCUGCCCACAUCAAAACAACGAGGACACUUACAACAAGGGACCAUGUGACCCAAGCAAUCAUAACGGUUGUGACCGAUCUUUGAACCAAGUCUGCCAACAAAAAGACGGAAAAUUCGUGUGCGUCUGUCCAGCUGGAUUUGAUAUUCACCCAGUCACCAAAGUCUGUGGAGGAGAUAUCUGUAAUCCAGAGAUCGCCACGUCAUGUCCAGAUCCAGAGAUUUGUGAGAAGACACCAUUCGGAAACUGGAGAUGUACUUGUCCAGCGGACUUGGGAUGGAGAGAUAAAUUCACUGGAAUUUGCACUAUCGAAUCGCUACCAAUCGGUAUCGGAAGUCAAUCGUCUUCACACCGGCUGCUGGAUCUCUUCUCAACUGCUCACAUCGACAAGUCAUAUGCGAUCACCAACGCCAAGGAUACAACAUCGUCGACAAUGCUUAAAGAGAUUCCUCCAACUAUGGUGUUUCUCCUAUUGAGAUUGCUCUAA